This is a messenger RNA of Notothenia coriiceps (black rockcod), 2042 nucleotides long. RefSeq names its product muscle segment homeobox 3 (gene msx3). Gene Ontology annotation, biological process: embryonic morphogenesis; regulation of transcription by RNA polymerase II. The transcript has 2 exons. Bases 165 to 917 code for a protein of 250 amino acids. The record is from RefSeq and is a predicted model, not a curated record. NCBI's taxonomy places the organism in Eukaryota, Metazoa, Chordata, Actinopteri, Perciformes, Nototheniidae. Gene Ontology annotation, molecular function: RNA polymerase II transcription regulatory region sequence-specific DNA binding; DNA-binding transcription factor activity, RNA polymerase II-specific. Gene Ontology annotation, cellular component: nucleus.
ACUCAUGGCACUUCACUCACUGAAGGAGAAACAAGUCCGUGCGUAAAAGCUGAAGUUUAACGCUACUGCGCAACAUUGGAGCAACCUGGGAGAUAACAGAUUUGUGGGAGUGAAAACGCAAAAAGAAAAACAGCAACGGGGCGAGCGGCAGGAUAUUUGGUUGUAUGGCACCUCAGUCGUGCGUAAUGAAUCCUGAGCAGGGAUCACCGCCCUCGGCUGCUCUGGGGGAGACCUCACCGGAGGACCGAGCCGCUGGAGGCACAGGGGCCGACGAGCUGGACCUGUCAUCUGUCAGAAGGUGUAAAACAAAAGGCUUAGAUCUGCCUUUCAGUGUGGAGUCCCUCAUAUCAGACAGGACGCCGGACAGGAGACUCCACUCCCCAAAACAUGGUUCAGCAGAGGAGACCGAGUGUGCGUCACCCAGCGGACUGUACCGCUCCAAACCCGAGGCUGUGGACCUCAGCGACAAGGAAACGAACCCCUGGUUGCAGACUCCUUACGCGUCCCCUUCAAGACUUCCCAGCCCCUCAUCGUGCAAUCUACGUAAACACAAGAACAACAGGAAACCCAGAACUCCCUUCACAACCUCUCAGCUGCUGUCUCUGGAGAGGAAGUUCCGUCAGAAACAGUACCUGUCCAUCGCAGAGAGAGCGGAGUUCUCCUGCUCCCUCAGCCUCACAGAGACCCAGGUCAAGAUCUGGUUUCAGAACCGCAGGGCCAAGGCCAAGAGGUUGCAGGAGGCCGACCUGGAUAAAUUCAAGCUGGUCGCGAAGCCGCUGCUGCCGGCCUUCAGCUUCCCCUUCCCCCUGGGCCCCAUGGGUGCUCCGUCCCUCUACGGGGCUCUGACCGGACCCCGGCCGGCAUUCCCCGUCCCGGGACUAUUCGGUGGACCAUAUGGGAUGUACUACUUGUCUUAACCCUCACUAACUUUCAUCGUCUGGAAAGCUUCUAUAAAAAACGCCUUGAUACAGCAAAUGACCAACACUGCAAAAAAUCCAUCCCAUGAGUCAACCUGUCGUGAAUCCUAUUCGAACAAGCAUAUGAUAUUUUCGUUAUAAGGAAAAAUGUAAUAUUUUUUGUACACAAAAAUACUGGUAGAACAAUCUCGGCCACUAGUCCUUCAUUUAGGCCUUAGAAACACGCGAAACGGAAAUAAGUGGGAUAUUUUCACUCCAUUGGCAUUUUUAAAACACAUCUUUAUAAUAGGCUAAGUUACUUUUCUGUCAACAGUUAAGCAUGUGUUAACAUUUUUAUUUGCAGUGCAUUUGGUAUUAUCUUUUAUUUUAUAACGCAGACUCACUGAGUUUAUUUUUCUCGGGCUCCAUAUUCAAACUUCAUAUGUUUUAAGGUUUUCUAUUCCGUAAAUAUUUAAGUCAGUAAUUUUAAAGAGAUUACACAACUAUUUAAAACCCUGACGUUUUGUGGUUUUAAGCAAUAAGUGCUUUUUUAAAGCACUUUUUACCUACAUUCCCGAGGCCUUUGAUUGUACGUUAACAUACGACCAGAGAAUAUAAAGAAGAAAUUAAGAAAAUAAAUUAAAGAACAUUAUUCUAAAAGAACAUCCAUAUAAUCAAUAAUGAGACCCAUCAUGAAACCCCCCUGGAGUGCUCCUUAGUGCCUUUUCAUCACUUUUGUAAUGAAGUCAAAAGUUUAGAAGGAACCUUUUCCUUAUUUAAAAAUAUGUAUAUCUUUGGCAUUACUUUAUUCUUUUUAUUUUUUUUAUUUGAACCAUGAGAGCUUUCAACGAGAAUGUAAACAACUUAAUUCCCGUUAGUUUCUAAGUUCUUAACAAUUUUCUGUUUCAAAAAUAUAAAUCAGCUAUAAAAUUAAUGUUAUUUAAUUGUAUUUACAGUACCUCAAAAGGAAAACUUUUUUGCACAGGUGUUCAAAGAGCUCUUAAAAGUCCUGUUUCAUUACUAAAAUGUAAAUAAAAGUCAUCAGCUAUUUUUGCAAACAUUCAAAAAUGCUAAAUGAAUGUACAGUGUAUUUUAUAUCUGAUGGGUGAUGAUGUUUUGUACAAUUAUUAAAAUCUUUUAUGUAAA